AUGGCGAUGGCCACGGAUCUGAAAACGUUGCAUAUCCAGCUUUCUAUGGCCCAAGGCGAUGCCCUGAAGCACGAAGGCGACAAAAAGGCAGCAGAGUCAGCAUUAGCGCUUGUCAACAAGGAACUCGAAUCCCAUACCAAAUCAUCCCGGAUUCUUCAGGCAGAACAUGACAGGUUGAAGGAGGACAACGAGAAUCUGCAGAAAAAGAUUCAGUUGCAGAUUGAGAACAACAAUCUUACCAUCAAGGAAAUGACCGGCAGACAGCCCCUGGAGGCGGAGCUCAAUGCCUUGAGAGAAGAGCGCGACAGCCUGAAGAAGGAACGUGACUCCCUCAUGAAAGUGGCUGGAGAUCUCCAAAGCCAGUUGAAAGCUAUCAAAGAGGCCCAACCAGCAGAUAUCACCCCGGAUCAAGCGAAGAAAGGAAAAGAGAUGCAAUCCUUCUUCGAUACACUGCGCCAAAGCAAGCCCGCCGAGGCCAUGAUUCCGGAGUCCCAGGUCCAGGGGAUGGUUGAACGCGCCAAGCAAGAUCUCCUGGCACAGGCCACAGAAGAGGUCAAACAGAUGAAGUACAACUGGGAAUGCAUGAUGGCGCAGAAGGAUGCUGAACUUACUGAUGCCCGUACCGCCAACCGGAGUCUCUACGUCGAAGCCGUCCAAUUGAGAGGCCUGAACCAGAGUUCCAACGACAAUGGUGCGAUGUUCUUGAUGAAAGAAGCCCAAAUCUGCAACCUCAUGAAGGCGAACGAAGACAUUGAGGAGAAGUUCAAGGCUACUCGGAAGGCUCAUAAUGACUUGAAGCUCGAUUUCGACUAUCAGAAAACCAAGCUCAAGGAAGCCAAGGAGCUUGCAGCACAAAACGGUGCGGGUUGGCAAGAGGAGAAGCGACUCCGCCAGGAAGCAGAUACUCGCGAGACGAAGACAUACCUUGAUAUGAAGGAGGCAUGGGCAGAGAUGCAAGCACAUUUUGUGAAGUGCGGCCAGGCAGAAAACCGUAGGAUCAUCAAGGAGAGAACCAAGAUUCGUAGCACCCCGCCGAACCCCCGCCGACCGUCCCAAUCGCCCCCAACUGUGGAACCCUCUCUAGCUACAGUCCCAGCUCGCAACAACGAUGCCCCGAUGCCACCCUUCCGCUUCAUGCCUCCAUACAACAAUCCGCCACCAGCGGUUACAUUGAAGCCUGCCAAGCUUGAUACACCGAAGACAACUGCGAAGAAUAAUACUCCUUCUAUCAAGAAGCGGAAGCGACAGGAAGAAGAGGACACCUUAGCAGGAGAGCGAGGUCCGAAGUUCUUUAAGGUUUUGGGGGUGGUCGCUGCGGUCGGAAUUUUUGGGAAGUUGGGGGAGAAAGGUUAUUUGUGGUGA
This is a messenger RNA of Hyaloscypha bicolor E, 1362 nucleotides long. RefSeq lists its product as uncharacterized. Bases 1 to 1362 code for a protein of 453 amino acids. NCBI's taxonomy places the organism in Eukaryota, Fungi, Ascomycota, Leotiomycetes, Helotiales, Hyaloscyphaceae. The record is from RefSeq and is a predicted model, not a curated record. The transcript is spliced from 2 exons.